UAGUGUAUCUGUGGCUCGGUCUGUAUUCAAGCUGUCAAAAUAUUUGGAGUGGAAUAGGAAAUCGAUCGAUUGUUAUUCGUAAAUAAUUAAAUAUUCAUAUGAAGUAUAAGCACUAUUAUAUUUUAUACAAGCUUUAAAAUCCAAAAACAGAAAGCGUGGAGAGCCUUACCUAACAGUGCACCCUUGCCCUUGAAACCAUAUUAAAAUGAGUCCUGUUGAAAGUGUACCAGUUGCGGUCCUCAACAAUGUUGAUGAUUAUGUGGAGUUACUUUAUGAUGAUAUCCCAGAGAAAAUUAAAGGAUCUGCACUAAUUUUACAGCUUGCUAGAAACCCGGACAAUUUGAUUGAACUGGCCCAUAAUGAGGCUUUACUAAGUGCCCUGUCUCGAGUACUCAGAGAAGAGUGGAAAAGAAGCAUUGAGUUAAGCACCAAUAUUGUGUACUCAUUCUUUUGCUUUUCUACUUACAAUGAUUUCCAUCCAAUCAUCAUUCAAUACAAAAUUGGCUCACUUUGCAUGGAUGUAAUUGAUUAUGAACUAAAAAGGUAUGACCAGUGGAAAGAGAAAGUUGAAGGGAAAAAACAGAUACUUACUCCAGACAAGAGUGAAUUACCAAAGAGCCGUAUUCCAGAGCCGAAGCGCCGGCCGAAGUCAGGCACGUGGGCCGUCGCUGAUGUAAACCUACAGAAAAGUCGCUCCUUAGUCUCCAGUUACCAUGAGGACUUAUGCAAUGCCUCAGACGAUUGUCUCUCCAAAAACGACGAGGAACAAAUGAGAAGAAAGCUAAAAACUCUAUCUAAACGACAAGAGCAGCUUCUCAGAGUAGCUUUCUACAUGUUACUGAAUGUAGCAGACAAUGUCAAAGUUGAAGAAAAAAUGCACAAGAAAGAUAUUGUUGGUCUCCUCAUUGGCGCCAUGGAAAGGCAUUCUAAUAUUGAUCUACUCAUCCUCAUUGUUUCAUUCUUGCAGAAGCUUUCAAUUUUCAUAGAAAAUAAAAAUAGCAUGGCGGCCAAAGGCAUUGUUGAAAAGUUGGCACCAUUAUUGGAGUCACCUAACGCAGAUUUAGUUAAUGUGACGCUUAAACUGUUAUUCAAUCUUACAUUUGAUACUAAGCUACGCAACAAAAUGAUUAAAAUGGGCUUACUCCAGAAGUUUAUCAAUUUUACAAGUGAUGACAAGCACAUUAAUUUGGCAAUGAAAAUCCUAUAUCAUCUGAGUAUGGAUGAUAGAGUAAAAUUAAUGUUUACACAGUCAGAUUGCGUCAAACUGUUAACUGACAUGCUUCUACUGAACGUGAACAGCGAGAGCGGAAUCGGUGGCAGCGCGAGUACCGACGUGCUCCUCGCGCUGUGCGUGAACCUCGCGUGGUGCGAGCGCGCGGCGCAGCAAAUGGCGGCCGAGGGGCGUCUCAGAGAACUGCUGACACGCGCCUUUCGCCAUCGGAACACAAUGCUCAUGAAGCUGGUCAGGAAUCUAUCGCACCAUGCGCAGAAUAAACCGCUCUUUGUGGAAUUCGUAGGAGACAUUGCCGGGGCCGUCACCAGCAGCGAUGCGGCCGAAGAGUUCGUGAUUGAAUGCAUCGGCACCCUCAGCAACAUACUCGACUUCAACGGCGCCCUCGAUAUCUUCGCCGUCGUCGAACGAUACAACCUCAUUCCGUGCAUCAUGAAGAUAUUGGACCCCGACAGCAGCAGCGACCCGGAGCUGGUGCUGGAGGGCGUGGUGCUGGCGGGCGCGCUGGGCGCCGAGCCGCGCUGCGCCGCCGCGCUGGCCCGCGCCGGCGCGCCCGACGCGCUCGUGGCGCUGCUGCGGCUGCGCCAGGCCGACGACGAGCACGUGCUGCAGACCGUGCUCGCCUUCCGCCAGCUGCUCGCGCACCGCCCCACCGCCGAGUACCUCGUGUCUCGCACAGAAGCUCCAGCUUAUCUCAUCGACCUUAUGCAAGAUAAAAAUGUGGAGAUCAGAAAGAUGUGCGACUCAUGUCUUGAUAUUAUUUCUCAAAUGCAAAACGACUGGGCAGCUAGAAUUAAGGUGGAGCGUUUCCGCUGCCACAACGGGCAGUGGCUAUCAGUGGUGGAAAGCCUAGGCGCGGAGGGCGCGGGCGCGGGGGACGCGGCCGACGAGCUGCCCCCGUACCUCUCCGCCGAGUACCUCACCACGCACCGCCUCGCCACCUCCGGUACUGUACCCGUUCAUCACUCACAGUCGUCGGGUGCAUGGCGCGGAGGGCGGGGGACGCGGCCGACGAGCUGCCCCCGUACCUCUCCGCCGAGUACCUCACCACGCACCGCCUCGCCACCUCCGAUUCCCAGAUAUCACUUAACGACGAUUCGGACAGUUUGUCGGGUGAAGUUGAUAUUAAUCGCACUAAUGGAAGAAACACCAUGGAGAAACAACCGGAUGAAAUGUACGGAACGAAUACCCUGGCUGAGAAGGCUGUUGAAAACGAUGCAUUGUAUACAAAUAACCUAAAAGUAUUUUCGUAAAAUAAAUAACCUCUUGUUUACUUAUUCGAUAGGUUGAGGUACCAUUAGAAUUUAACGACGCUAAAAUGGAUCUAUAUUUAUAUACUGCAUGUACUCAGAGCAAUGGAUGCAUUCUAAAUAAUUUGUCACUAUUUCAUCAGUUAUAUAUGUGCAAAUCAGAUCAAAAUAGUAAUGUUAAUGUUCUAUACUCUGUCGUGUUUGCCGCGUAACAAAUUCGACAAAGAUUCUAACGUUUGCUUCACGUUGAAAACCGAAAUUGGACGUUAAGCUGUCGGAUUUGAGUAUACUUUGUCAUAUAGCGUACUUAUAGUAAAGAAAAGUAUUAAAAUAUAGUCGGGCUAACCAACCAUAUUGUUAUAAAUGCUGGGAAACCUUAUUGAAGUGAAAACUUCUUUAGCGGCGCUGUGCACUUUUUGUGAUGGGGAAAAAAAAAUCGCGUCAGGGGUCACGUGACCGUCAGAUUGAAAAUUCGUCAGACGGACACGUGACAUCAUGGUGACGUGCAAAUUGAAUGUCAUCGAAGCCCGGGAGUCGGGUAAGCGAAGAUCGGGAAAAUCGAAAUUCGCGAAUUGCGGGGAUCUUUCUCUUUUACUCUCACUAAGACGUAAUUAGAGUUACUGAGAACAAUGUCCGCAAUUGACGAACUUCGAUUUUCGCGAUUAGGCCUCCUGGUUACUUUUGAAAAAUCGUAUCUCAUUCAAAUGUGACAUUUUAUUGUCUUUAUAAUCAAAGAGUUCUUCAUAACGGUUAAAGAGGUUUAAUCUUUGUUAAUUGUGUUGUAUUGUAUCUUUGUGUUAUUGGGUGACCAUGAUUGAAGAUACCCAAAUUUUUCCUUACCAAAAAGUUAAAUAACAGAAAAGAAGCGUGAUUGUUUUACUUUAUAUGAUGGUGAACGAUUCAUUAACAUUUACUGAUUGUGUAGGCUGUAGUCCUGCUCACGUCUCAAGCCCCCUCCAGACUAUGCGCGUGAAUCGCGGAGCGAACAUACCGCGACGUUGACGUAGACUCCACACUCGCACAACUUCACGGCGAUUUCACAGUUUGGAUCGCGGCAAGAUGGCGCCGAAGCGUCAGCGGAUCGGAUUUAGUUUGCGGCAAUGCACUGAUUCAAACUGGGAACUGUCAAAUUGAUUCUUGGUUGAUCAAGUUCGCACCCAAUAUAACCAAGUAGCCGCCAUAGAAGGUUAUGACAGUUUAACAGAUUAACCGACUCGUGAGCGAAUCGCGGCGCGAAGCGAUUGCGGGUGUGGAGUCUUGCAAGUUCGCGCUUUGCGUCUCCUUUGACGCGGGCCAAAUACCGACAAAAAACGGGGAAUAAGGCGCGAAGGCGUGAACAAUCUGCGAAAUCGACGCGAGGGCCCUCCACACUCGCGUUCGCGGAUUCGCGCCUUGAUUCGCGCACGAGUGUGGCGGGCCCUUUAUGAAUUACUCUGUAUAUGUUAUAUAUUAACACUAAUAUUCGCAUUUCAAAAUAUCUUCCACACUCAAAUUUAUUUACGUAAGUAUAAUAGAGAAUUAUCUUUUUUUAUAAAACUGCUACUCAAUUUCUCCAAAAUAUCAAAAACGCACAACGUUAAUAUUCAAGUUUUCACUUCUGCCGGAACUCCCAGAGUGCAA
Molecule: messenger RNA, 4101 nt
Organism: Cydia pomonella (codling moth)
Lineage: Eukaryota; Metazoa; Arthropoda; Insecta; Lepidoptera; Tortricidae
Gene: Kap3
Product: kinesin-associated protein 3
Exons: 12
Coding region: 206-2470 (754 amino acids)
Biological process (GO): microtubule-based movement; cilium organization
Cellular component (GO): kinesin II complex; axoneme; ciliary transition zone
Molecular function (GO): kinesin binding
Source: RefSeq, a predicted model, not a curated record